AUGACGCUCAAGGAAGAAUUUCAGACCCGGAAUUUCAGUAUCUACGGACAAUGGCUCGGAAUCUUGUCCAUGAUUCUUUGUUUCGCGACCGGGCUGUCCAACAUCUUUACGCUCUUCUCUAAAUAUGCACUCUUGAUUAUCUUCUGCGCCCUCGCUCUGGCAUCAUCCCUCAUCAUCUUGUUUAUCGAGGUGCCGCUGCUGCUCAGAAUCUGCCCGACGUCCUCCAAGUUCGACGAGCUCAUCCGCAAGGUCAGCUCCAACUACAUUCGAGCAGGCACCUACCUCACCAUGGCCAUUGUCCAGUUCCUGAGCACCAUUAUCGUGAGCUCGAGCUUAAUUGCUGCGGCAGUUUUCUUGCUGCUGACGGCCAUCUGCUACGGCCUUGCUGGAUUCAAGGGCCAGGCCUUUAUUGGCAGCAAGACUCUUGGCGGCGCGGGUAUUGCCCAAAUGAUUGUCUAA
Molecule: messenger RNA, 459 nt
Organism: Trichoderma aggressivum f. europaeum
Lineage: Eukaryota; Fungi; Ascomycota; Sordariomycetes; Hypocreales; Hypocreaceae
Exons: 4
Coding region: 1-459 (152 amino acids)
Biological process (GO): vesicle-mediated transport
Cellular component (GO): Golgi membrane
Source: RefSeq, a predicted model, not a curated record